AUGAAAUUAACUCCUGGAGCCCUGUUGGAUGCUCCCAAGUAUUAUAAUGACAUUGGAAACGGACUCUACAAUACUGAAUUGACUGUUGUGCUGCGAGAUUUGCAGCUAGAAAAUGAUAAUGAUGCGAUGCCAGCUGUAUUGGCAAAAUAUUUACCGACUGCCACGCACAUUUUGGAUUUUACCAACAAUGAACUGAGUGCAAUCCCAGAUUUACGGACUCAGGCAAGUAUCAGCACGCUUUUACUGUCCAGAAAUCGAAUUUUCAAAGUCGAUGGUUACUGCUUGCCGUGUCAUCUGCGCAGUCUGACACUGGCUAAUAAUGGAAUCGCGAAACUGGAAGAUUUACAAGGACUUAGCAAUAGUCCCAAAACUCUACAAAACUUGGUGCUUCGAGGAAAUCAGGCUUGCUACCUCGAGGACUAUCGGCUCUGCAUAAUAUCGCUAGUUCCACAAUUACAAGCUUUAGACUUCACCAAGAUAAGCGAUGAGGAGCGUCAAAAAGCACGUCUAUUCAGGCUAUCUGAUGCCAAUAAUAAAAAAGAACCCAAACAGCACGAUGACCAUAAGGAUACCCUUGAUAAGGAAACGGAGAUCAUGAAUAUCGUCGUCAACAAAAUGGACACAGACGUGCGGGCAAAUUUGAAAAAACAACUCGCCAAUGCAACAACACUGGAUGAAAUGGAGCGAAUUGAAAAACUCCUGUCGGGAGGCGUAUAA
Lachancea meyersii CBS 8951 is the source of this 717-nucleotide messenger RNA. Lineage: Eukaryota; Fungi; Ascomycota; Saccharomycetes; Saccharomycetales; Saccharomycetaceae. The record is from the annotation of a GenBank genome assembly.